Molecule: messenger RNA, 2807 nt
Organism: Raphanus sativus (radish)
Lineage: Eukaryota; Viridiplantae; Streptophyta; Magnoliopsida; Brassicales; Brassicaceae
Exons: 2
Coding region: 196-2679 (827 amino acids)
Molecular function (GO): zinc ion binding
Source: RefSeq, a predicted model, not a curated record
AAAUAAUAAAUUAUAUGAAAAAAAAAACCUCGAAAUAAAUCGAGCCUCUCCUCUCCCCCAGCUCAGCUCAGCUGCUGCUCGACCCUCACGUCCCCGCCUCAUUGGAAUCAAAGCUCUUCCCGAACCUCGCCGACGCAGCCGGACGAAAACAUUUCCACCGGCAAGGCUUCCUUCCGACUAGAGUAGUAGGCCAGAAUGCAGGAUGCUAUGUCCAAACACAUGUGCUUACAUUUCAAAUUCAGAGAUCGCAUCUCUUGUAUAACCAUGAAGACAACAGUGGAGGCUAUAACUUUGGCAAUGAUAGAAGAAAGGUUGUAUAAAAAGCUGAGUUUGGAUGAAAGGAAUGUAAAACUGGCGUUAAGGUACAAGCCGAUGGUGUUUGGAUGUGAAGUAUCAGAAGAGUGCAGAAUUUGUGAUGAUGAUGAGUUGUUCGGUUACCUUCUUUCCAUUGAUAAAGACAACCGUAGAAGUCUUUUGUUAGUGGAGGAGACGAGUAACUCGGAUCACCACUUAGAUAAGCUGUCCAGAGUGGGCGGAAGUUCGUUUGGUAUGAAUCACGAAGUGUUGCAGGGAAAUGAUGAUGAAGAAGUCGGACCAAACGCCAUAACUCUGUACGUUGAAAAGGGGCAAGAAAAUCUACAGGCAGAGAAUGGUGAUGAUACAACACAUGAUGAUUUUAUGGAUACAGACGACACUGCAGCUGAGACGGAGACUGCAGCUGAGACGGAGACUGCAGCUGAGACGGAGACUGCAGGUGAGAUGGAUAGCAGUGGUAAUAUAGAAACCGUUAUGAGAGUUACGUAUAUUGAGCAGCCACCUUUACUGAAAUGUAGUCAAGUUAUAGAGGAAUGGGGAGACGGUUUGGGUCUGUUCAAGCUGCAGGAAUUUCCAAACAAGAGAUCACUUCAAGAGGUGGUGGAUAGAGCUGCAUUUGGUGAAAGCUUUCGUUAUGUUAUCAAAAAAUCUGAUCGUAAACGGUUGGUGUUAAAAUGUUGUUAUGAAAGCUGUAAAUGGGGAUUGCGAGCUGCGAGGAUUGGAGUUACGGAUAUUUUUUCUGUUAGGAGGUACGUGGGUGUGCAUACAUGCUCUCGGACUAGUCAAAGUAAUAGCUGCAACAUCAAGAGGAAAGGCUCUGCAGGAUUAGUUGCAACUUUUUUGAAUGAGGAAUAUCCUGGAAAACUGAGGACUCCUCUCCCGAGAGAUAUCAUGGAUUUAAUCAAGUUAAAACUGGGUGUAUCAGUAUCUUACUCUACAGCCUUGAGAGGGAAAAAUCUAGCUAUGCGUGAGUUGCGUGGUAAUUCAGAAGACAGCUACAAGAUGUUGUAUAGCUACUUGCACAUGCUAGAGCAGGUUAAUUCCGGAACAACAAUAAAGGUGGAGUUGGAUGAGGCAGGAAAGUUCAAGUACCUUUUCAUAGCUUUAGGAGCUUGCAUUGAAGGGUUUAAGGUCAUGAGGAAAGUGAUUCUUGUGGAUGCAACGUUUUUGAAGAACGGAUAUGGUGGUGUACUAGUAUUUGCUAAAGCUCAAGAUCCUAAUCGUCACCAUUAUCCCCUCGCGUUUGGGGUACUCGACGGUGAGAAUAAUGCUAGUUGGACUUGGUUUUUUGAGAUGCUGAAAACUGUUAUACCAGACUCGUCUGAAAUAGUAUUUAUGAGUGAUAGGAAUCAGAGCCUCAUCACCGCUGUAGCAAAUGUGUAUCCACAAUCUCACCAUGGCCAUUGUAUAUGGCAUCUAGCUCAGAAUGUGAGAAAUCAUGCUUGUAACACCAUCAAAGCCGUAGUGGCAUGGAGAUUUAUGGAGUUGGCUAGGUAUUACACAUUGCAUGAGUUCGAGUCUGCUUAUGCAUCUUUUAAGGUGAGAUAUCCUUCAGCCUUCAAGUAUUUGGAGGAGAACACUAAGAGAGAAACAUGGGCUAGGGUGUAUUUUCCAGGUUGUAGAUACAACUUGGACACUAGCAACAGUGUGGAGUCGAUGAAUAGCGCGUUUAGGGAUGCAAGGAGGUAUGCCUUGAUACCACUGUUGGAUACAAUAAUCAAAAAGAUUUCUGACUGGUUUAAUGAACAUCGGAAGGACGCCGUGUCUGGAUCGAUUGAUACCAAACUGGUUCCUCUGGUUGAGAUCCAUUUGCACAACUUAUGGGGCAAAGCUGAGAAAACGCCAGUGCGUGAGCUGAAUAGUUAUGAUCUUGAGUACGAGGUAACCGACACUGACGAUGGGAAGGUUUAUUUGGUGAACUUGAUAGCGAAGACAUGUAGCUGUAAGGUAUAUGAUUAUGAAAAGUAUCCUUGUCUUCAUGGACUUGCUGCUUACUUAGAUUUCCUUGAGGUUCCUGCUGUUCAUGGUCGUCGACGUGAGGUCAACAUAGAGUAUCAUCAGUUGAGCUCACAGUAUUACUGGACAGAACUUUGGGCAAUGGCUUAUUACAGGACCAUUUAUUCUGUGCCGGAUAAGUCUGAAUAUAAUGUACCAGAUCACAUCAAACUGCUCCAGAUCAUACCUCCAAAAAAGCUAACGAGGAAGGGAAGGAAAAAGGUUAAUAGGAAUCCAUCAGUUGGAGAACGGCGUAAAAGGACACAAAAUGUAAGGCGACCGAGGACAAAUUUCGGGUUUAGUUGGCUGUUGUUUGGAAUGCGUACUAAUAAUCCAAGUGAACCAAACAAUCCAAGUGAACCGAACUAGAACUUUUGGUAUGUUGCCUUUGAUAUGUUGUUGCUUUUGGUAUGUUGAACUUGAUAUGUUGCUUUUUGUAUUUUGAACUUGGUAUGUUGCUUUUUGUAUUUUGAACUUGGUAUGUUGCUUUUACUUUA